AUGAGAGACACCAGAGGACCAGCUGUACAGACACACCAGAGACACCAGAGGACCAGCUGUACAGACACACCAGAGACACCAGAGGACCAGCUGUACAGACACACCAGACACCAGAGGACCAGCUGUACAGACACACCAGACACCAGAGGACCAGCUGUACAGACACACCAGACACCAGAGGACCAGCUGUACAGACACACCAGACACCAGAGGACCAGCUGUACAGACACACCAGAGACACCAGAGGACCAGCUGUACAGACACACCAGACACCAGAGGACCAGCUGUACAGACACACCAGAGGACCAGCUGUACAGACACACCAGAGACACCAGAGGACCAGCUGUACAGACACACCAGAGACACCAGAGGACCAGCUGUACAGACACACCAGACACCAGAGGACCAGCUGUACAGACACACCAGACACCAGAGGACCAGCUGUACAGACACACCAGAGGACCAGCUGUACAGACACACCAGAGGACCAGCUGUACAGACACCAGAGGACCAGCUGUACAGACACACCAGAGGACCAGCUGUACAGACACACCAGAGGACCAGCUGUACAGACACACCAGAGGACCAGCUGUACAGACACACCAGAGGACCAGCUGUACAGACACACCAGACACCAGAGGACCAGCUGUACAGACACACCAGAGGACCAGCUGUACAGACACACCAGAGGACCAGCUGUACAGACACACCAGACACCAGAGGACCAGCUGUACAGACACACCAGAGACACCAGAGGACCAGCUGUACAGACACACCAGACACCAGAGGACCAGCUGUACAGACACACCAGACACCAGAGGACCAGCUGUACAGACACACCAGACACCAGAGGACCAGCUGUACAGACACACCAGAGGACCAGCUGUACAGACACACCAGAGGACCAGCUGUACAGACACACCAGAGGACCAGCUGUACAGACACACGAAUCCCGUCGGAACAGGGCCUUUCUGA
Molecule: messenger RNA, 975 nt
Organism: Knipowitschia caucasica
Lineage: Eukaryota; Metazoa; Chordata; Actinopteri; Gobiiformes; Gobiidae
Source: the annotation of a GenBank genome assembly